This is a messenger RNA of Colossoma macropomum (tambaqui), 5369 nucleotides long. Its product is annotated as cyclin-Y-like. Bases 294 to 1313 code for a protein of 339 amino acids. Gene Ontology annotation, cellular component: plasma membrane. The record is from RefSeq and is a predicted model, not a curated record. Gene Ontology annotation, biological process: regulation of canonical Wnt signaling pathway; regulation of cyclin-dependent protein serine/threonine kinase activity. Gene Ontology annotation, molecular function: cyclin-dependent protein serine/threonine kinase activator activity; protein kinase binding. The transcript has 10 exons. NCBI's taxonomy places the organism in Eukaryota, Metazoa, Chordata, Actinopteri, Characiformes, Serrasalmidae.
GAGAGCGAGAGAGAGAGAGAGAGAGAGAGAGAGACUGCUCGUGUCUGUUGUAUUUUCAUGCUAAUGAGUGAUGGCUCUAACGCUCGCUGUGCGUUGUGCCCGGAUUAACAGCACUGCUGUUGCUGCUGUGCGACCCUCGUUAUUAACGCAGUGGAGGCGGAAGAUGUUUUCCUUCAUGGUUCAGAGCCGUUAACCGGCGCUGCUGCUGCUCCUCAGCCCGGGCUCUGAGGUGUUUUCUCUCACUGAAGGCGGACUGUGAGCCGCUCUCUCGCUGAACACCAAGGGACUCCCUGAUGGGGAGCACAAGCUCCUGCUGCGCGUCCACGAGCCCCAAGCUCCGGAGCAGCGCGCGCUCCCGACCCGAGGAUUCACAAGAGGAGCCGGAGAAGAUCUGCGAGGAGCCGAGCUACAGCCUGCAGCACAUCAGCGACAGAGAGAACGGAGAAGAACUCAAUUUGGAGAGCAACCCUUCAGAUCAUCCACGAGCCAACACUUUAUUCCUCAGCAAGUCACAGACAGACAUUCAGGAUAAACGUAAGAGGCUGUAUGUAAAUCAUCAUCAUGGCACAAGCAGAAAGAGAUACAGUUCCUGUUCCACUAUCUAUCUGGAUGAUAACACAGUCAGCCAACCCAACCUCAAAUUCACCAUCAAGUGUGUCUCUUUGGCCAUUUAUUACCACAUAAAGAACAGGGAUCCGGAUGGCCAGUCACUGCUGGAUAUCUUUGAUGAGAAACUCCACCCACUAUCGAAGUGUGAGGUACCUGAAGACUAUGAUAAGCAGAACCCGGAGCAAAGGCACAUCUGUCGCUUCAUCAGAACACUGUUCAGCUCCGCUCAGCUAACUGCUGAAUGUGCCAUCGUAACACUGGUGUAUCUGGAGCGCUUGUUGACGUAUGCAGAGAUUGAUAUGUGUCCAGGGAACUGGAAGCGUAUUGUACUGGGGGCCAUCUUACUGGCCUCUAAAGUGUGGGAUGACCAGGCUGUGUGGAAUGUGGACUACUGUCAGAUCCUCAAAGACAUCACAGUAGAGGACAUGAAUGAGUUGGAACGAGAAUUCCUGGAGCUGCUGCAGUUCAAUAUUAACGUCCCGUCCAGCAUUUAUGCGAAGUAUUACUUUGACCUGCGUUUGCUAGCAGAAGCCAACAACCUCACCAACCCUACUGAAGCCCUCAGUAGAGAAAGAGCACUUAAACUGGAGGCAAUGUCUCGGCUGUAUGAGGAGUAUAAGAAUCUUAGCAAAACAUCACCCCAGCGUUCUGUCAGUGUUGACAACCUUACCAUGACGAGAUGGGUCCCAGCCAUUUUAUCAUAACACAAACAGACACAAAAAGGAAGAUAAAGAAAAAAAACGAAGUUUCUCAAUCUUCCCAUUUCCUCCAAACACUGUAGAUGAGCACUGGAGCUAUGAUGCUAAUGUAGCAAAAAAUUAAUGGAAACUUACACCAAUUAAUUAGCAUUAUAAAAUGCAUGCCUAUAUUAUCACGCACUUUCCUUAAACUACAUUGAGUUUUUAAGUAAUCUCAAAUAGACUUGUUAUGUGGUUUCUGACGGUGUUGCCAGAUUGGACAGGUUCCUGCCAAAUUGGACAGACUAUGAUUGGAUUUAGCAGGGGAAAAGCUCAGAAUUUGGGCUAGUUUGUCAUUAUUUUGGUGGGUUUUAAAAAAGUAUGUAAAAUCAAUAAACUGCAUUGCUAAAUAAUGCAGCUGAUAUGUGAUUAGGUUUUACUUCUCCCUACAUCCCAUCUGUUAUUCAUACUUUGACUGACAUACAUUUCAGUCACUCUUGUUGAGAGGAAGCCAUAGGCCGGCCCAUCUGUGUCAUUCACAGACAACUUCGGUGGUUAACAUACUCAGUUUAUUACUGAUGUAAUGGAUGCACGUAUGGGCCUAACACAGCAUAGAAUAUCCAGUUCACAUGGCAUUACUGACUAUACAUAGUUCUGCUAGAGCAGAAAAUUGGAACGGCCAGUGAUAUUUUGGCAUAGCCUUUAAAGGUAAGCAAGUUUUAAAAAUGUAUAUGAGGAAUAGUUAUGCUUGCAAUAUUAUUGCUAUUCAUUUGCCUUUCUGACUCCAUUGGAUUAUGGGUCCUACCAUAUACAACAUAAAAAAAUUUGAUACUCAUUAAUAAUGUGAUAACAUUGAUGAGUUUGUGCAUGCUCUGCAAGUUUUGGAAAUUAGAUGCACAUACAAAAUAAUUUAUUUUAUUAAAAUUACUUACAGCUUUUGUUGAGGUGUUUCUUAGAGUUUGACAGGGAUAUUAACAUGAUACUAAAAAGCUUUUGGCUCUUUGCAGCAGUGAUAAAAUAAAAGAUCAAUAGUGCCAUCUAGUGACAACUUAAUUUUUUUUUUUAACAUUUUCAAAGGCAACACAUGAUGCCAUGUCAAUGCUGUUUUACUUCAUAUUAUGUUUAAAUGACUUUUUAAUGUAUAAUUUUGUGCAGUUUAUCAUGCAUUUUGGUGGGUUUUAAACAUGUUUUGGCUGGAAACUAUAGAAGAAACCCUUUUUUCUGGAGCUGUACUGGGUGGAUAGAACACCAUUCAUCCAGAAGUGUUAGUGUUUUGAUGUUAGUGUUGGAGAGCUCUAUUUCACAUGUCUGUCCAAAAUCAUUAAUAGGUGUUCAGUUGGAUUAAGAUAUGGGGAUUGCAAAGUGCCAUAGCAUUUGAUUUCAUUAUAAGAUAAAGGUAAUAAGAUAACAUAACCUUGUAUUGGUUUGCAGUUACCCUUCCUCUAAAGAGACAAGUAGACCCAAACCAAGCUAGCAAAAUGCCCUGCACAGCAUAACAGGGGCACUAGACCCACUCGCUGUAGGGGUCAGGCAUUCAGGUAUUUUCACAGUGCACACCACACAUGCACUCGCCCAUUUGUGGAGAAUAUGGUAAACAAUGACUCAUCUGACCAUUUGACCGUUUUCCACAUCUCUGUUGACCAGUUACUGUGAUUUUUACAGCACUGAGCUCUGAAAUGUGCAUUCAUCUUUGUAAUGAGAGGUUUAUGAUCUGCAACUCUACUAUCAAAUCUCUAUCUAUGUAGUUCAUGCUGACACAGUCUGGUCAUGUCCUCCACUGAUAUUCUCAGUCACCUGGGAAAUAUUUUCUCUUUUGUUUGUUCUUAUCACAUAUCACACUACUGUAUGAGCAACAUGGUCAUUCAGUAUGUACUUUCAACCACAAUUUCCAAAGCCAUUUACUGAUGUUGUUCCCAUAGAUCUAAAUGCAAAUGUCAUGUAACAUUAUAAUGUUACCCAUCUGUAUAUUAGUCUCAUAGCUCCAGUGCAAAACUAGAAAAGGAAAUUUCAUACACCAAACACCUCUUGGCUGAUUUGACUACAUUUGAUUUGAAACCAAACUAUCACAUUAUUCAGCAGUACGGAAAGUCAGGAGAUCCACAGAACACAGGAUCAAGCAUCAGUGACUACUGAUGGAAGAUGUCUAUUUCUAGAUACAAAAAUAAUAGUACUAAUCAAAUGGCAACUGUCCUACUGGUUCCAGGACUAAAGACUCAGGUACUCCAGUACUAUGCCAUGGCCUGCCUCUCUGACCCUCUGGGUAGCAGGACUGGUCUUACAGUUUCAUAAGUCUCACAGAUUCAUAAGCUGCAAGUCCAUGGCAGUACAUUCACAGUAAUGUUAGUCCAGUGGUUUUCAAUCCUGAUCCUGGAGUACAACCACCCUGCAAGCUGUAGUGUUCUUCCUGCUCUAAAACAACCAGUUCAUAUCAGGAAGGGCUUAUUAAUUAGUUAAUUAUUUGUACCAGGUGAUUUAGGAGCUGGAGAUCCCUAAAAUGUGCAGGGCAGUGGUACUACAGGAGCAGGAUUGAGAACCACUGUAUUGGCCCAUGGUACACUGACCAAGCAUAUCAACCGCAAACAUUCUGAUGUUGAUUGUCCAGAAAAAAGACAAACCAAAUCAAUAAGUGUGAACUGGGGGAAAGAACAUUCCCACCAAUCACACACAGGGAUACUGCGUUAACUCAGCAUUUGUCUUUGUUGGUAUUCUGGAAUGUUCUAGAAUGGCAUCUAGAUUACACAGUGUUUUUACAUGAUCAGGGUGUCCUGUAUUCUCAAAUUAACUCCAAAAAUCCUUAGAUGUUUGGAAGCUUGACAAUUGAAUCAUGGAGAAAUCUUGGAAUAUGAAAGAUUUUUUAAUACCAUUGACAGCCUAUCCAAUAUUGUCCAACUAACCCAAAUAUGGUGUAUAGAACGAACCUGGGCUGUGACUGAAAUGGAUCCCUAUUCCCUCAUUACAGCAGUUACCACUGAUAAGCAGCAGGCAGUAAACAUGUUAGAACAGGGGCGUACAUUUCCGCAAAGGGCUGGUGUGACUGCAGGUUUUCAUUUAAUCAAAGCAGGAGCACAUAUAUUCAGUCAUUUCAAAACGGAUCAAUUGAUUAAGCAAGUGAAAUCCGGUGUGCACCUGUUUGCUUGGAAUGAAAAUGUGCAGCGACACCGGCACUUUGUGGAUAAGAUUGGACACCACAGUUAGGAUCUUUGUUGUUAUCUGUACAGAGCUGCUGUUUUCCACUUGAAAGUCAAGAAAGUCUGAUAAGUUUUGUUUUAAUGGCUCAGCGGCCACAGCUAAUGUUAGCUAAUAUUACGUUGCUAGGUAACAAGAGACUUACAAUGCCCACAAUAUUCAGAUGAUGUAAUAAUCUGCAGUGUUUCACUAGAAAUUACAUUACAAAGUGCAUUGUCAGAGAAUGUACUGCCUUCACAAUUACUUUGGAAUUCCAUUUACAAAUCAGAUACUAAGUGAAAAAUGCUAAUGCAUGUAAUUCCCAAAAAUGUAAAUCCCUUUCAGUCAUAGCCCCGGUGUAUUCUUUCUCUGAAUAUUCUAUAGUCAACGCCAGUGUUAAAAUGUUGAGGACUGGUGGGUUCAUGUGUUUUCGUACCCUUGGGAUUAUAGAACAGCUAUCAUAUACUAGAAUUAGUAUAUUGCGGCUGGGGGAGGCUUUGAAUUUUAGAGGAUCCAGUGCUGGGAUUAGGGGUAGGUUUUGGAGUCAUUGUGCUUUGUUGCCUUUGACAAUCUUUUAAGGUCUUAUCAGGGUAAUAGAUACAACUUGUAAAUAGAUAUUUACUAUGUUCAUCUUAAUGUCUUCUGCCAAAGACACUGGAAACCAACAAAAUGUCUAAUUUUGAAGCCUGGGAUAAAUCUUGUGUCUUACAGUAUUUAGGAAUAUGUAUUUUUUUUUUAUUUGUUACACAUUUAUUUAUUAUACACUUGAUCUGUUUUUGCAGGGAUAUGUACCAUAAGGAAUUCUUUUGUAAAAACAAAUGAACAAGAUUCUAAGUUGCCCUGAAAAUAUUACAUCUACUGUAUUGAUAUGUAUUUCUUUACUUUCUUUGUAAUAAAAGAAAUGCAAAGACUUUUAAA